Patiria miniata (bat star) is the source of this 2907-nucleotide messenger RNA. Its product is annotated as folate transporter 1-like. Gene Ontology annotation, molecular function: vitamin transmembrane transporter activity. Gene Ontology annotation, biological process: transmembrane transport; vitamin transport. The record is from RefSeq and is a predicted model, not a curated record. NCBI's taxonomy places the organism in Eukaryota, Metazoa, Echinodermata, Asteroidea, Valvatida, Asterinidae. The transcript is spliced from 6 exons. The coding region runs from base 201 to 1832 and encodes 543 amino acids. Gene Ontology annotation, cellular component: plasma membrane.
UACUACGUUUACGGACCCGUACCCCAUCAUCAGCUGAUCGGUGCACUGCAGGAACAAAAGUUUUGUUGUAUUAUGUUGAUGAGCUUUCAGUUUCAAUCGAAUGGUUUGGUUGUCCUGGAAUUACAAACUGGCUAUCAAUCAGUCACUCAGGUUUAGGUUUGGCAACAGCUGACGAGAGAUUCCGUUGAUAGCAUUCCAAGAUGUCACUUCUCGCCUACUACCAGUACCAUCACCCCCGUCGCUGGGCUCUGGCCACCGUUCUGAUCUGCCUGUAUGGCUUCCUGAAAGCCAUGCGCCCUUCGGAGCCCUUCCUGACCCCCUACCUGAUCCAGGUCAAGAACAUCACGGAGGGGGACCUGGACAACGUCGUCUACCCGUACUGGACGUACUCAUACAUGCUGGCGCUGGUACCCGUCUUUCUGUUCACCGACCUCUUCCGGUACAAGCCGGUGGUGGUCUUCGAGGGGUUGGCGUAUAUCGGGACCUGGGCGAUCUUGUUGUGGGGCCAAGGGGUGCCCCAGAUGGUACUCAUGCAGUGUAUGUACGGACUCGCAACUGCCACUGAAAUUGCCUACUAUGCUUACAUCUUCGCCGCUGUUCCAAUGGAGCAGUUCCAGCGAGUGUCCAGCUACACGCGAUCGGCCCUCCUGACGGGCAGAUUUGUCGCCGGCGCCCUGGGACAGCUCCUGAUCUCACUGAAAGCCACCACGUACUACGGUCUGAACGCCGUGUCCAUGACCAGCGUCGUCUUGUCGCUGGUCGUGGCCGUCGCGCUUCCCAGCGUCCGCCAGACGCUGUACUUCCACCGCGGCGAUGCUCGCGACCAACUUCCUGGGGAGCCUGACCCCUCUGCGGGUAGCCAGCAAGAUGGCACAGGGGUGGAAGAGCUAAACCACACAGCUCUUACCCCGCCUGUGGAACACGAUCCGCCAAACUCUUCCAAUCAAAGCAAAGAUGCUUCCGAAUUCCCAACCCCAGCAUAUAACGACCCAAAUCCUCCGAAUCCACCAGGCACGUGGUUCCAGCGUUCCGUCAGGGGCUGCAAGAGCAAUUUCACCCAGAUGUGGAGCGACUUCAAGAGCUGCUACGGGAACUUCGACCUCCUGAAGUGGUCCCUCUGGUGGGCCUUCGCCACCUGCGGCAACUUCCAGGUCGGAAACUACGUCCAGAACUUGUGGGAGAUCAUUUACGAGAAACCAGGGAACAGCGGUAUGAACACGGACGUGUACAACGGUGCAGUUGAAGCUGUGGCGACCCUCAUGGGAGCUGUUUCGGCCUUCCUGAUUAUGUUUGUGCGGAUGGACUGGCACCACUUUGGCGAGCUGUUGCUAGGCGUGGUCUCCCUCCUAGAAGCCGCUCUUCUGGUCGUCAUGGGAGUCACCAGCAACAUCUGGCUGUGCUAUGCCUUCUACAUUAUCUUUCGCUCCUCCUACCAGUUGGUAAUCACCAUAGCAACAUACCAGAUAGCUAAGCAGCUUGCCCUAGAGCGCUACGCUCUCGUGUUCGGCCUGAACAUGUUCAUCGCGUUAGCACUUGGGUCUGCUUUGACGUUUAUCGUAGUGGACUCCCGGACAUUGAACACGCCUGCAAAUACACAGUUCAUUGUCUACGGCGGCUACUUUUUCGUCCUAGCUUGCGCAUUCUGCGCCAAGGCAGUCUACUCCAUAUCGGUGUAUGGCUGGCGGGCUGCCUGGCGCGCCCGUCUGGAGUCCCGACCCACGCAUCACAAUCAGCAGCAGCAGCCAGCUGUGCUGGUGGAGGAAGGAGACCAGACUGGCUACCGCCAGUUUCGCAAUGAGGACAGCGACGCUGGCGACGAAAGUGAUGUUUGAAAGCAGUUGUUUAAAUGAGCUAGAGGAGCCAUCUUAGUUGUUUUAUACCGUUGAGUAAGCUUGGGCGAUCCACACUGAUUGAAAAGAACUGGUUUUAAGAUUGGGCUGUAUCUGAAGGAAAUGGCUACAACUAGUAGUAACACACGUGCCUAUGGGAAGUGGCUGUACUCACUUCCCAUAGGCUCAUGUAUAAUUGCGAGCCGUAGCCACGUUAUUUGGACAUAGCCUAGAUUCCUAGAAUCAGAAAUGUGACUCCCCUGUUUUGAGGAAUAAAAGAAGUACCCACUUUCAAGUCCCCAGAUAUCUUAUUGAAGACACCUCAAAAAGUUAAUGUUGUAAAUGUUCACGUCCUUAGAAUGAUUACAUUAGCUAUUUACUACUGUUAUGCCAUUUUAUUUCCUUCUGGUAAUUAAUUAAUGAAACCAGGGAUUCCUCAAAAGUGCCCUGAACACUGUAGCUCGAAAGCCUGAAGUAACCUGUGGAGAGAAGACAAUGAGAACAAAUUACAGUUUUAGAGGUGGGAGGAAAACCCUGGAAGUAUUUUCUGGGGAAACCCACGGAAUCAGGUAGGAGCUGAAAGCCCGAUCCACAGGUGGACCAGGGCAGGAAUCGAACCCGGGCCAUAGCGGUGGAAGAUGAAGAAAGUAACCACUGCGCCAUUAUGUCAUUAGUUUUUGAUUUUUGUCAAUGCCUCUUGACAAAGUAAAUUUUGUGUUGAUUCAGAACGAUGGCUUCUAGACAGAAUCGGAAUCGAUACGGAAAAUUCUGCAGUUUUUUUUUUAUAGUUUUCUGCAAAAAGAACUGCCUUACCUGAAAUUUUAAAGUGACUGAACUUCCUAUUCAAUUUAUUUCUUUAAGUUAUUGUUUUUUACUGCAAUUGUAUUUUAUCUAACUGGAAAUAAGUUAACUAAUUUUUGUAACGGUGCAGACUGUAGAUUGAACAAAGUUUCGUACUACCAUUUAAAGGGAAGAUACAACAUUUGCAAACAUCAAAAAAAGAAAUGAUCAAAUUAUCAUGAAAUACCUUACUUGAUUGUUAGGGAAUGACAGUCUAAAGCAUCCUGUAAAAUCGUGG